AUGCUCGGAGCGCGGGGCGGCGCGCGGGGCGGCGGUCCUGCAGUGCGGGGCGGCGGCGGGCGGCGCGCGGGGCGGAGCGGGGGCGCGCACAGGAGCUGCGGCGCGAGCGGCGGCGGGCGCGCACCGAGGCGGCGCCGCGUGUCCCUCCGGCCCCAGCACCGCGCGGGACCCCGGGCCCUGCGCCCUCCUCCGCACCGCGGACAGACCCCCGCCCGCAGCGUGAGAAGGAGGAGGGAAAGGAGACGGCAGAAGAGAGAAUUUCAUUUCCAAAGAUCAAAACAAAAGGUGGAGCAGGUUGAGGCAGAUCGUGAGCAGCCGGGCGGAAAGCGAGGGAGGCGAUUUCCGCGCCGACCCGAGCGGAGCGGAGCGCGGGGGCUCUGCGGGGGCCGGGAUGUGCGCGGCUGCGGAGGGAGGGAGGGAGCGCGGGCGGGGCUGUCCGACCGGCGCAACUUUGCGCGCCAGCAUCGCUUCGAAAUAGGUGGCUCGCACCCGGAGGGACGUGGUGUGUCUGUGGGGCGAGGGGAGGAACGCCUGCCGCUACCCCGAGGGCUUCUUCGCCCUCCUGUUCCAUCCCCCGCCGGGAAGGAGCGGGUCCUGGCCGCGGGGUGCGGGGGGAGCGCGGUGCUCAGCGCCGCGGCGGGGGCGCACCGGGACACGGGGGCUCAGCCCGUGCGGGCGCUGCCAGAAGGGACCCCAGCACCGCCGCCCUCCGCACAGCUCGGUCCCCGGGCACGGCGAGCUGCUCGGUCCCCGCCGCUCGCUGCCCCUGCCGCCGGCUCCCCCGGUGCGAGGCUUUUCCCGCCUGCCCAGAGGUGUCCCCACCCCCCGGAGUCCCCCGCUCUCCCCACUGCCCCCACGAGGGAACGCCUCCCUCCUCCCACCCCAGCCAGGCGAUCCCCUUCCUGCAUGAAGCCACUUGCAAGGUUCCCCCCACCCCAACUUCGCAUCCCGUCCCCAGUGCCAGGAGCCUUUCCUCGGCUGGGUGUUCCUCCCUGGCUUGCCCCGUCCUGGGCUGCCUCCUCCGGCCUCUGGCGUGCGGAGAAACCGUCGGGGACUGGGAGGGAAAGGGGAAGGGGGGUUGAUGUUACGCGAUUGCAGACCCUCCAUUUCCCCGGCCCUGGAGGAGCCCGUUCGGGGGCUUUGGGAGGUGGGACGGGGCUCUCCGCCUUCCUCGGGCAAGGGGCAGCUGGAGCCGGAGCGGGCGGAGCUCCCGCUGCCGCGCAGGUACCGCGCUCCCGAAUCCCGCACUUCCCGGAGCAGUGCAGCAAGGCGGGGAGGGGGUUCACCUGCACCUCCAGCCUUUUCGGCUGACGAGCAAACCUGCGGAUUACAGAGUGGUGAAAACACCCGCCUUUUCAUUAAAAUUGAAGGGUGAUUGCUUGGGCAUUAAACACAUAGCCAAUUAUCAAAAGGCCAAAUACAUGAAUAAAUUCCAUGUUCUCGUACAGAAGAUGGUUAAUGUAACAGAUGGGUUUAAGAGAUACAGGUACUUCUCCCAACAGUUCUGGUGGUGAUAUAUUUUUAGCAAUGUUUUGUUGUUAGUGUGCCUUUGUGCAUUCUCUUCCUUUAUAUAUUGGAAAGUUCAGAUCUCAGAGGUAUUCUUUAUGAAGAAUAAAAAGAUGGACAUAUUUUAUAACCAGAAUAUGAUAUGCAACAGAUUAAUCACACAGAAAAAUAAGUGUAUGUGGAAGCUCAGCCUCUGUAGACUACAUAAUCACUGUCCCUUUCAGAACGUGUGCUUCCUUGUAGUUGUUUCUGUCACACAUUUUCAGAGUCAGUAGUUUUCACUACUAGCCUAUUACUUGAGAGAAUGCCUUUCCUUUUUAAAGAACAUAGUUCAUUUAAGAACAUGAGUUUUCUUGAAAGAUCUUUUACAAUUUUUUUACAGUGUUCAUACAGCACAAUCCAUUUCAGGUUUGUGGACCACAAUCAAUUCUAAUUAAAACUUUAAUUAUGUUUUUUCUUCAUUCAAACAAAGCAUGAAGUAGUCUGAGCUGAUGUUGCUGUCAAGGAAAAGUAAGGAAACAUGUUCUUCAUCUUGGUUAUGUGUUAUCCCUGCCUUUUAAUUAAGGACUGAAUCUUUAAUCUAAUUAUUUAUCCACAAACUUUUAUGACAUCGGGCUGCAAUAUUUAACCAGGUUUUAGGUUGUCUUCUUGACUGAUACAAAACUAUACCUGCACACCACUGAUUUUUCAACGUGCUUCUUGUUCUGGAACAUCCAGCUAUUGCCAACAGAUCAGUUGUGUCAUCAAGUGGCAUCUACUCCGGAGUACCACAGCGUUAUGUAACUCACAGCACAGAGCAAAUGCCAGAGAUGUCUCCGCUGCUGUCGGUCUGGUUGUGCAGUUCCCUGUGUGCCUUCCCCUGCUGUAUUGUACCAGAAGAGUCAGAGCUGAUACCACCCCUCAGCACAGCCAGAAAGAAAACUGCUCUGGCCAGAAUGAUGAGGCCAAAUCUACCUGGGAUGUGAUGGGGCAGGGCAGGCUGGGGCAGAGCAGAGCAGAGGAAAUGAGGCUGUCUGUGCAGGUUGAGAGCAGUGCAGUGCCUCUGGCUUUGGUGCUGUUUGGAAAAGGCUCCACAUGUGACAUCCUGCUGACUGCAGCAUGUCUGGGAUCUGGGGGGAUCCAACAUUCCUUCCAGCAGGGUCCUCCUAGAGAACUGCAGCACCAUUGUGCUGCUACGGGCCUCUUGACUUUGCUUUCUGUCUAUACAUUAAGUAUAGCUGCAGGAAGGAUCUAAAUCUGAGGAUACAGGGUCCCUUAACAAACACACGAACGUGGUGAACUUUGUUGUGGGUGAUUCCAUAAUUGUUUACAUUUCAAGCUGUUGUCCUGGUUCUGUUUUUUGCUUUUGGGAUUGUAAUGUUAUGUCUACGUGCGCAAUGGAUUCCUAAGCUUUUUUGUAUUGUAUCUGUGCCUCACGCUCCCAUUUUAGGUAUUCAGUUCUGUCGACCAUUACAGCUUCCCAUAGAUUUCCAGAAAUUUGUGUCACUUGGCCAAAAAGUGCUGGCUCAUCCUGUAAUUGUGAAUCAAACAGCAAUGUACACUAAUUGAAGAUUGAGUUAGAAAAUUUAAAGUAUGGUAGACAGAUUUGGUUGCAAAGUCCUAAGAAGUGAAGCACACAGCACUUACCCUGAGCAGCUGUGCUCUCGUCUGUGAUGUUAAACAUUGUCAGCACUGGUCUUUAUCCUUUUGUUUUUAAUAGGUGUUGUUUUAGCAGUAUGCACUGGGGCUAAAUACCCUUUGGCUUUUGAGUGGUCUGUAAAGAAGCUUGUUUCCAGGGUCUCUGCUUUCAAGAGCUUUUCCACAUUUGGAUGUGAAUGUGACUGAAAGGACAAUAAUACACUUGUAGGAAAUCAAGGCAGAUUAUUAGAGAUGGUCUCAUUGAUGAAAGUUGAAAAAAGCAAGUAGUUUCAAGGAGAGAGUUGAGGAGAAAAAGAUAAAAGCCACUUGAUAGUCAAAAUCGCUGAUUUGUUUAUAAAAAUAUCAAGCUGUUUUUCUUUGUGAUUAUUCCCCUGAGGAAAGUAAGGAAUAGAAUGUGUUUAGUAAAAUAACUUGUAAAACCACAGCUAAUUGAAAUAAAUUGUGCUCCUUGGGAGUGAAAGGACAACUGCAUCUUUUUUUGAACUAAGCAUGAUGUGUUCUGAAAUUAUGAUAUCAAGGACAAAGGAGUACACAUUACAGAUACUUUUGAAGAUUUUCUCCCUGAAAUAAACCCUAAAAAGUCAUAUAUAUAAUCCCAGACUGUAAAAAUUAGUGGAAUAUAUUACAACUUUCUCAGUUUCACUGUUGAAAAAUCAGGAGUUUGCUACAUUUUUGAGUUUGUCAAGAACCUACAAGCUUUGAAAUAAUGAGAAGUGAUAAUUUGAGAUUACCAAGUAGAUCUUUUAAGAUAAUUAUAAUAAAAUAAUUUCUUAAUAGGAAGAUAAAAAAUUUUUAAAUAACUUUACCAUCACAAAGCCUUUUGUGGAAGAUUAUCUACACAGUCUGUAUUAAAAGAGUCUGAAUUGAUGUGCAGGAAAAAAGAUGUAAUGGUGAUUCCUAUAGUUUUUACACCAAUAUAAAUAUGAGAUACUAAACUUUUUGGUUAAAAUGACAUUUUAUCAUUUUUGGCUUAAAGCAGAUUUAAUCUUAAAUAAUUGAUGAUUUCAGAGAAGCAUCAUACAGCACUAUUAAAUAACAGAAAAUAGCCAUUUUACUUAUUUCUUGUUUACUAACUUAGACUUUCUCAAAGUUCAUUUAUGAGAAGGUCUAAAAAUGGAGAGCCAUAAUGAUAAGACAAGUGGUGUUGAAAUUUUUUUUUGGUCCUGUCAAGGUAUUUUCAUACAGUAGUUAGGCAUAAAAAAGUAGUAUCUUUUGUUUUAACUUCUAAUGAGUUGAAUCAACCAAUAUAAUAUCAACCAAUGGGAUUACUAUGGUCACUCAAGCUUCGUACAAGUCAAACUUUAUACUCAAAAAGAAAACAAGUUGUGACAGUAAUUUACAGAGUUUUUAGACUAAUAAAUAUAAGGCCCCAAAACUUUUGAUGAAAAUUACUUUUAUUAGUUUUAACUUCUAGCUAAAUAGGAAGUUGUAUGUUAGAAAAGAAAGCUCUUAGGUUCAUAAAUGUUUGAAUCUACAAGGGAGAUUAAUGAACAUUUUAACCAUGCCUAGCAGAGGCCAUAGCAUUUGACUCAGUGAUGCCUUUACUCUCCUUUUACAUGCAAAUUUGGGGGAGGGGAAAAAAUCAUUCUUGGUUUAAAGAUCAUAGAGAAUGGAAAAUGUAUCUCUGUUCUCACUAAGGUUUUUUAGUAAUUAAUUAUCCUAAGUGUUAAAAUGUGAUAAUUCUGGACUUAAUUACAAGUUCUUGAAUACUCAAUCCCCAAAGCAGUUAAAAAAAAUCUUAACUAGAUCAACUGUUGAGCCUGGUGUGCGUAGGGUACCUAUGACUUGAUUUUAAUAGCUGAAAAUAAUUUCACAAUGGUUAUAUAUUACUGAAAUUUUAUUUUUUUAAAUGAAAGUUUAGUGUUCCACUUUAUAGAAAACAUUUUUACUCAAAAGUAGAUAUUAAGUCAUUCACUGUAAGAUGGAAUCAAAUAGCAGUGAGGAGACAUGAAUAUGAUCCGUUUUGUGAACUGCAUUUGAGAAUAUAUGUGGUUUAAUUAGACUUUAUUCAGAAUGGAGUAGUCUAAAAUUAGAAACUAUUUAUAAAAGAUCUUCCAAUACAGCAUAUUUCUCUGUACUCUUAUCUGCUAUAUUUAGAAAUACAAAGUAACUGAAGACUCUUAGAGAAUGAAAUAUGAGAUAUUAGUUAGUAGUUAGAAUUAAAAUGCUUUUUUUUUUUAGUAGAAGUUGUUUUAUAUAGAGGAAAAAGUUAAGAUUUUCUAAAGUUAGUGAAAGUGAACAUUUAAAAAAGUUUUUAGCUCUGAAAAUAAAAUCAGCUUAUAUAAUGGAAAUGCUGCAAAAAGUUAUUUGUGCAGUUAUUGUUAACAUCCAGCACAUAUCCAGUCAAUUUUAUUACAAUGAUCUUACAUUACACCAGAACAUAUACUAUUUUUAAGCAGCAAUUUUUCCUUUUAAAUAUACAUUUUUAAAAGCAUACAAAUGAGUAACAAUCUGUGAAUGUUCUUGAAAUUUGUGUUUUAAAUGGCAUAAAAGACUUUUAAUUUGGAAAAUUGAUAGCCUGAAAAGUGGUUUUAGUUUGAUUCAUGAAACAUCUGAUGAUACUGAUGAUUUUUGCCAACCAGACUGACUUGUACAGAAGGACUGCAUCUUCAAAUGUCUAACAAAGUUUCAUCUGCUUUUUUGGUGUUGUUUUUUGUUGAUUUUUAAAAAUAUUGUUGUUUAGUUGAGGUCUUUUUAUUUGUUUGUUUUUUUUAAUCUGGCUUGGAUAUGUCGCAUCAACCACAUUGUAAGGUUGAACAAUGCUCAACAAAGAGCUCCAGUUGACUCGGAAUCUGGUCCCUGCCAUCUGUGUGAUGAGAAAAUUUAGAAUAUUAGUAUGAAAUCAAUAUGUUACAUGUUUAACCUUGUUAAAACUUUAUAUCAUGUAUCCUUAAAUAAAGAGAGUCAAAUAAUCACAAACAGGUUUUUCCAUAUGCAUAAAUAUUCUUGCCUCCUUCUGUCAGUGAAAUCCUAACAAUACAGCACUAUUGCUGAAUUGCCAAAGUGUUUAACCAGAAGUAGCUUCUAAGACUCCUUUUCCUCCUCAGGUGUGGUAAGAAAACCACAAAGUAGCCUUGAUCAUUCGUCAUAAAUAGGUUUUGAUUGCAAGAGUUGUCCUCCACACGGGGUGAGUUCUUAGCUAUUUAGUUAAAUGGCUAUUGUUUAUUCAUUUUAAUUCCUCUUUGGGAAAAUAGGAGGGUUAGAAGGGGCUGUGAUGUUUUUACAUUUUUCUCACGUGUCUGCCACAAAGAGGUGCUACUGGAACACAGAUCAGUAAGUAACACUUGUUUCUACAUGGUUUAAGAGGAGAACAUAACUCAGUCAGGCUUCCCACUCUGUUGUAUGAGAAUGUAAUCAUGAAGUGUCAACAGGUUCUAACUGCCUCAUGUCUUAUCUUAUCCUUAGCUUUUACUGAUCCCUUUUUUCCUCCCUCUCUGGCUCUGCUUCCUGUCUUUGAUUCUGCUCCAAAAUCUCCUGUUGCCUAAGAGCCUCCCUCUCCUUGAUGAUGCUGGCUGUGCUUGUUUAAGCAUGGUGGAUGCCUCCUUUUUCUUGCAUUUUAGCUAUGGUUUUGGGUUUGUUUUUUAAACAAUGGGCUUUAUAAAACAAGAAUCUGGCUGUUGCAUAUGUUCUAGAAAGUGCAGCUGUAUGUAGAAUGCCAUAAGGGUAAAUACUUGUAUUAAAAUUCUAACAUAAAAGAUACAUACUGUGCCUAUGACCUGUGCAGAAAGAUAGGGUGCGUGUGCAGAGAUUGAAUGGAGUGACUGAGCCAAUCCUUGCCUGGUAGCAGCGACUGGCUUUGCCUCCUGCAGGGCUGAUUAGGUACAAUCACACUCGUUCUGCUUCCCCCCAUGGGGCUGGUCACAGUGGCAAAGCCAGAGUGGAAAGCUGAGGCACACUCUGUUCUCCAGCUCUUGGGCUGCCCUGUAGAUAUACCCUUGAAUAUGUCCUAAACAGCUGGGUUUGUAUAUAGAUAUCUCUAGAUAUGGACAAGGUAUCUGGCACUUCCAAAGAGAAGUCUGUAAGAAGUCACAGUACAAUGUAAACAGAUGUUGAGUACAGCUGUGUUCUUUCUGUGUGUCUCUGCUUUUUCUGCUCUCUUCAGUGCCUUAACUCUACCGCAGUGCAAGACCCAAGAUGUUCUUGUAAAUCCACAGCCUAUGUACUUCUCUUUCUGUUUUUUUUUUUCCUGUGAUGUGGAAUUUUGGGGUAAGACGAUUCAGUAGAGACUGAAAAUGUUACAGUAAUUUAUCAUAACAUUCCCUGUGGUUUUUAUUCCUGCAUAAUGCUAUAAAUAGUUCUAUUAUAUGUACCUAUCAUCUAACACAGUUGUUGUCAAUUUGCUUAACAAAACUUACCACUUCAAGUCCUUCAGUUUCAGUUACAAAGCAGUUUGCUUUCUUUAGAUGAAAAUGAGCUAGAGAACUGUUGGCUAGUUACUUCUAUUGUUUGUGAGUUACAUUAUUUUAGAUUAUUACCUUCUUCAAAUAUUUGUAACCAACUGUAGAUUUUUUCAUAAUGUGCAACCAGUAAAUAAAUGAAAACAGUGUAAGAUCUGAAUUGUUGCUUGAGAAAUCCAUGGUAUAUAUAAAAUACAAGAGUAAUUUUUAUUUCAGUAUCAAAUGGUCCUAUCAUUACUUUGUGUUGCCUUUUUAAUGUUGGUGAAUUAAAGCUAGUUAAUUUAAAAUUAAAAAUAACACUGCAACUUCUGUGCUACAAAUACAUGAAAAAUAACUGUCUGACUAUGACUUGAGUUUUAGUGGGUGUCUUGCAUUGCACAGUCAGCUGAGGAGGAGACGGAUAUUUUUUAAAUUGCACUUUCUUUCCAUAUAGAUUGCAAGGUCUUGCAGUAUGUGACUCAUUUCAGCUACUAGCAUCUCUGUUGCCAACAGGAGUGUAUUAGUGAAGACCAAUAACAAUAUAUCAAUGUCAGCUCAUCUCCAGAUAAAAGAAAGAGUUCAUGAAAUGUUCAAGGUUGUUCUGGUGUUGUAUGUAACAGAGAUAGCUGGAGAUUGUAGGUUUUGUAUUGCCCAGUAAACCCAUCCAUUUACUGUUGACAGUAUUGAUAUAUUCAGGUCUUCAACAUCUGAAGCUGUGUGAGGCACCUAACACAUUUCCUUGUUUUUCCAACUCUGCAUUUUAUCACUUUAACUUACGAGAUUCUCAAGUCUACGAAGACCUACACAGCAGCUUGCAGCCACUUCAGUCCUGUGCUUCUGAUUUCCUUUGAAAAUACCCUCAAGAAGUUUGAAGAAAUUAGCAUUUUUGGUUUGUUCUGAAUGGGCAAAGUUGUGGUAUCACUCUGGGCACUUGACUAAUGAGGUACUUUUGCAUAAACAUUUAGUCUGGGAGAAAGAAACAAACAAACUAGAAAGGUAGCAAAUUCACACAAGUUAUAAAAGCAAAGUCACCUUCUCACAACUGUGCUAUGCUACUUUGCCAUGCUUUAAAAAUUCAAAUUACAGUAAAAGUGAGUUACGUGUGGUUGUACAAUGAAAAGAAAUGUGUGCCAUCAGUGGGCAGUGGCAUUAGCAGCACUACUGACAAAUGCUGACAUCAGGAAAUCCUUAGGAACACAUGAAAAGACGGCUUGAUGGUCAUUAUAAAAAAUUACCGUAGAGUUAAAUGUGAAAUGGAGAUUUCUGGAUUAAUCCCUUCCUGAAGUAACUGGACCAAAGUCCAAGGCCAUACUAAUGUAAGGACUCAUUCUCUGAGCUGAUCUGUCUGAUCCCUACUGAAAAACAUUUGAUCAAGGAAUGGAUUUGAAUACUGCAGAGUACAUGCUAAACCACCACAAUGUCUGUGAGUGACUAGAUUUAAAUACAUGGGAGAAUCUGUUGCUUUGAACACACAGAGCUGACUGGAAAGGUAGGUGUAAGUGUUCAGCAAGCUCUUAGCCUAAAGACGAGACUCAGGGAAAAGGAGAAGGUGUGAUCAUGAAUCAUGUCAGAGAUGUAGGCAGGAUCAGAUCUGUGAGGAUUUCAGUGCUGGGGAGAUUCAUUUUAAAUGAAUCAAAAAGGAGGAGGGGAGCGAGGAAAAGGAGCAGGAAAACAUUUGAAGAUAGGAGAAGGCAAAGGUGUCAACAUCUAGGAAACACUGAAUGGAGUCUCUCACAAAAAGGGUGAUUAAUAUGAAAAGUACUAACAGAUGCACCACUUUUUGUGAUUUUUUAGGUGUUGUGAGAAAUCUCCACAGGGAAAAUUUGAAUUUGCAGGAAAUAUUGAAUUUAAUGAUAAAUCCAUCUGAUUCUGGCCGCUUUUCUCUGAACUGCUUCUGAUGUAAUGACAGACAAGCUGUGUCAGAACUGUGCUAGGGCAGAAGCACCUGAGUUAGGUGCCCAGAGGAAACUCCUACUGAAAUGCCAAUGACUACCUGAGCUGUGACGAUUUCUCGUAUGCUGUGUGUCAGAUGAGUGAUAGGUGCAGCUGUUGGAGAAAAGGAAGGAGAAUUGAGAUGGUUUUCAGUCACAUAUAAUUCCUAAAAAUGACCACAGAAACACCCCCAGUGCAGGCUCUCUCCGGCAGUGAGCUGUGUGUGGGUGUGGGGGAAUUUGCUCAUCUAAAGGCAUUUGGGACGUGAAACUAAGUGGAGAGAAGGAUUGGAAAAUAAAAUGUGAAGUAUUUGCAUAAGACAUUAUAUGUUUUCUCAUAUGAUUCAUUGAUCUUAUGACUGAACAGCUGCUCUUAAAAAUUCUUCUUUUCUGAAGUAAAAACCUGUUUGGAGAGCUGAUUUUGAAGAAUUUAUGUGAUAAGUUGCUCAUUGUUUUGCAUUUGUAUUUAUGUGCCAUGUAAUUUUUGACUGCUGAUGUCAGAUUUGAAUGGGAUAUGGCAACUACAGUAUUGGCAAAUUUGUAAAAUUUAACAUGAUUUCAUUCACUUAAUAUUACGUGAUGAUGAUGCAGAAGGCAGAAACAUUCCUUGUCCAAGAGCUUUUGGAGAAUUGAUGGCAAAGCAGAGGACAGGAUCCCAAACCUUUAUUCUCAAAAAACUGUAGAACCUAUUUCACACAGGUGCUUGACCACAGUGCUAUAACUGAAAUUCCUGUCAUGGGAGGGGCUCAGCACUGAUAAAUUUCAAGAGGCUGUACGAAGCCUCAAACAUUUCCUAGUUGUUACUAGUCAAGGUGGAAAAGCAUUUGGCAACUUGUGUAAAUUUUUCACCUCUAAGUAUAUCAAAGGCAUACAUCAGUAAAGGCCAGUCUGCCUCAAAAGCGUUGUUCCCACAGUUCUGAUGUCAUUCCCAUAUCCAUGAUUGUCUUCUGUCAGAGACAAGUAGUACAAGAUUUGCAGGGGGAGUGACCACAUCUGGGGGUUUAAAAGAAGGAAGGUGCAGGAGUAGAAAUUUGGAUGAAAGCAGUGUUCUGUUGGGCUCCUGGUGUGACACUGGUGUGCCCCAGGCUGUCUGGGCUGUGUCUGAUUGCCCCAGCCCAGUGGUCUGUUCUGGAAGCAGGAGGGGGAACAUGGCACCAUGGCACCAGCUUGAGCUGAGCUCUCCUUCCAGCCCAACCCAGCCUUUCCUGGCAGGGCUUUAUGGCCUAUUUUUUUGUGGUUUAUCUCACCCAAAUGACCCUUUUUUCCCUUUUCUGUGUAAAAAAUCAUGACCAGUUUUUUCUUACCUAGCUUGCACAUGACCACAGAAAUCCUGGGAUAUACACAAGACAUUGGGUAAGGAGUUCUUUCCAAAAGUGAAUAUGGUUCUUUGAAGAGUAUAAACCCUUUUUGGCAGGAGAACUGGAUUGUGUCAGAUUGAAAUUGGUGUGUAAUCAUCCCAUGGUGCAAUGGGAGCAAUGCAGAGCUGUGAUCUGCUUCUGACCUAUUCCUGGGGCUUGUCUUUCCUCUUGGCUCUCUGAGGUAUUUGGUAGGAAGCUGAACAUUGCAGUUUAGUAAUAUUGGAAGACCUUAUAAAUUGUUACAGGAGCUUGUGUGUAGUUGAUGAACUAAAGAUUUAACAAAAUUAUUAAAUAAUAAUAGUAAGUAACAAGUAAUAAAAAUAAUAAAUAUUGUGUACCUUACAUUUCAAUCAUUAGUAUCAGCAGCAGUCUAAUUUUGGAAUGUUUAUGAAGUGGAAACAAGGAGGUAUUUACACGUCUCCCAGUUUCCUGUGCUUUUGCUGGUGAGAUCUGUUGGGUGGUGUUGUGAUAAUGAUGAUCCACUUGGACUAAAUCUGAUGAGGAGUGAACUGCAGAGCAUAGACUGGGCUCUUUAAGUAGAUAGUGAGGAGGUGCACCUCUCUGUUAUCUCUGGUUUUUAAUUACACUGGAUUAAUGACAUCAUUAUAUUGCAUUUACAUGCAAUUCUUAUGUCAGUUUUAAUUAUUAGUUAAGCCAUAAUACUUGACAUAUUUUUCCGUUUUAGGCUUUUGCAUAAAAUACAGGUGUCAACAUGCUCACUGCAUAUGCAUGCAAUAUUGUCAAAGUAUUAUGAAAAAAUAAGGUCAGACCAGUUUCUCAUUUGCAUUUGAAGUUAUCCUUUAGAAAGAAGCAUGAGUCUGACCCCUGUGCUUUUUACCAUACAGCUAAAUUGUAAAGCUCUAUAAUCUACAGACAAAUUCCAUUUUAGACAGGCUUUGUAGCUUUCCGCCUUGGACAUUAGCAUUAGCUGGAACUCAGUUUGACUGUGAAUGAAGAGAAAUGUGAGGAUUUCUCAGAACAAUGCAGAGAACAGGAAUAACCAGUUACAUUCUGCCAAUCCACAGGUUGUGCCUGAGAUUUGUCACUGCAGUAAACCUUGGCAGGAGUGGCUAUUAUCCACUCUUCCUUGUUUCAGAGGGGCAUGGGUGUGACAAUGUAAAGUCCAAUACCUGAUAAAAGUAGUGUUUUUAAAAGUACUAGAGCAGAAGAACAUGAAAAGUAUGUAUUUUAUGUGGAAUGGUUCAUAAGUUGUGUUCUUUCUGGUUUUCCUUUUAAAAAUCCCUUGCUUCUUUGGCCAGCCAUGGGUGAUCAUUACUUCCCAUUUAUUAUUAUGGCAAAGUAUUUUUAAAAAUGGAGUAAUUUGAGCACCAGUCAUGCUGGAUAUAAGCCAAUUCAACUCCAUCAGGCUCCAUCAAGUUGUUAUUAAGUGCUCUCCAAGUCCACAUUAUGGAAGACAAAAGAUUUGCCAUGUGUAAGAGUUGGUUAUACAUUUUUUUUCAGCACAUCCAGACUCAGGAGCUCAGACAGCAAACUUUCCAGCUUAGGUGUGUAUUCUAAAAGUAGAACUACACAGUCUGGUUGUUUUUUUAACAAACAAACUUGCCACUUUUACUCUGCUCCUGCAGUAGACUAUUGAAUGGGACUUCUUAUCACACUGAAAAAUUUAAAUGUAUGCUUCAGCUGCAGUGGGACUUUGCUAACAGCUCUGCAUCCCAUGGCUCGCUGAAAGGGCUCAGUCACUUGAAACUUCACUUAUUUUUUCUGCCAGAAGCUCUUUGACAGCACAUGCCCUAAUGUGUCGCUGCAGUAUAACUUGUUCCCAGGGGAAUAGAUGAACAAGCAGGGAGGAAAUGAUCAUCCUGCCUCUCUUCCUGGGCAGCUUGCAUCAAUUAGGAGGCAAGGUUGCUCCCUGCACUCUGGCAUUCCUGCAAGGACUUUCCAUAUCUGUCUUCCACUCAGCUAAAAUCAAAACAAGCUGCUAGUAGUGGAAAAGCAGAAUAGGCUGGUGGGAAGUGGCAAGCAGCUCUUCCUGUGGUGAGCAGAUGAAGUAGCUUUUAAAAAGAUUAUGAUAGAAAUGUAGUCACUAGCUUACUCAACCUAUCUCAAUUUUUUCUCCUAAGUUUAUCAGAUUAUUUCUUUGAGUUUUGUGUCAGAAAUAAUCUCCUGUGCAUCUGUAUUGCAUAUAUUACCUUAUGUCUAGACUGCUUUUGACUGGAAUACAUAUUUUCUUGGCUGGGAAGUAGGUGGUGUGGAGUGAAGCACAGAGGAUGCUGCUGAGGUCCUGUUUCUGCAUCUGGUGUGGGCACAGCCAGCCAGCACCGGGUGUGUGCCUUGGGCAGGCUGGGGAGAGCUGUGCUGGGGACAAGCCCAGGAGCUGGGGCAGUUCUGAAAUCCAGUGCAGGUCACCUCUGCCCCCCCAGUUAGUGACGGCUGGCACCUCCCAUGAAGCGCCUCCAAGACAGUGCAAACCUGAAGACUGCACAGACAGCUUGAAUAAUGACCCAUUCUUCCCUAAGAUAUAAACAUCCCACAUCAGUUCUGCCCAGGUCACAAGUUUAACAUUGCAUUUUCCUGAGGUCUGUGUGAACCUUGGGGUAAAAAGCUUUGUGCUUGUCUGGGUCACACACAAGACUCAGGAUAUUGUGCCAUUACCUCUGCUCUGUAAGUAGGUUCUGGGAGAGCCUAAAUUACAUUUACCUACACUGUUCAUGGAGGAAUUUGCAAAUCUACCAUAUGGUAUUGUAUAGAGUACAUAGAUUUAUAAAAUAUUCAGCACCAGUCUGCAUAGCUUGUGUAGGGACAUAGGGAUCUGUGGGGAUUCUUUUAAAGUAGAUUUAAUUUAAUUUAAUUUAAAUAUUUUAAAAAGGAUUCUAUAGCUCAGUGCAGAAUCUUUAACUCUUUUGAUUAUUUUUAUGUGGUAAUUUUCCUGCCAGUGUGGAAUGUUUUGGAGUGGAACAAACCUUUCCAUUAGACCAGGUUGCUCAAAGCCCCAUACAGCCUGGUCUUGAACUCUUCUAGGGAUUGGACAUCCACAACUUCUCUGAGCAACCUGUUUCAGUUGUGCACCACCCUCACCGUAAAGAAUCCUACUAUUGGUAAUCCAUUAUAACAAUUAAUAAAUAAUAUGAAAUUUAUUACUGUUGGAAUCUAGGUCUGUGUAUUUUAUACCUUCUAUAAGGGAGGCUUUAUAGCAGCCUUCCAGUACCAGAAGGGGUAAAGCUGCAGAAGGAGUUUUUACAAGGGCAUGGGGUCAUAGGACAAGGGGUAAUGGCUUUAGACUGAAAGAGGACAGGUUUAGAUUAGAUGUUAGCAAGAAAUUUUCCACUAGUUUUUCACACCUCAUGCUGGCAGGCUGUGCCCACACCAGAUUUUUCACUAUGAGCAUGGUGAGAGAAGUUGUAGGUGCCACAGCCCAGGAAAUGUUCAAGGCCAGACUGGAUGGGGCUUUCAGCAGCCUGGUCUAGCGAAAGUUGUCCCUGGCCAUUGCAGGGGUGGUGGAACUGGAUGAUCUUUCAGGUCUCUUCCAAGCCAAAUUAUAUGGUUCUAUGAAAAAUGAGAGCCCACAUUUUUUUAGUAAAGUGAAUAGCAAAGAGAAGUUCUCCUGUUCCAGAUGCUCUUUGGGAAAUGCUAUUCCAAGAUGGUUCCAUGUAUAAGUACUCUUACUGUAGGGGAUUAUUAUUCAUUGGAAACAUAACUGUAUUAAAAAGAUGUUUUUCUGAAGAAUAAGGAAGGAAUGAGACUUGUCACGUUGAAUUUCUCAGAAAUGCCUUGUGUAUUUCAUAUCUACUACCAAUUUUAAUUUAAACUAUUGUUCAAGUAUAGGCAUGUUCAUGAUGAUUAAAUCAUUAUAAAUGUUUGAAGGAAUUACAGAAACUUGAAAAAUUCAGUUACCAAGGAAAUAAAAUUAGUUCUCUAUAUGUGAGAAUAGAAAGCUAAGCCUGAGACUAAAGCCACAGCUCCAUAAAUGGUCUUGCUGCACAUCAUGUUCCUACCCACAAAAUCCAGGAUGCAAUUACCUGGCUUUAUUAGGCACAAAAGAAGGGUUGUCCCAGGAAGAAAUUACCUCAUCUUGAGGUUGGACCUAAGACAAAACUCCCUGCUCCUGAGAAAGGUGUAUUUACCUUUCUCAGGGUUUCCUUGCUGCUCCUGAGGCAAUUGGUGGUUAAUUGGAGGUUAACAUCUCCAUUUUGUCUCAGUGCCACAGUCAGCCUCCGUUCUUUUUCCAAAAGCUCAGCUUUGUCUGAGAUGCCACCAUGUGACCCGUGGAGCUCGCUGCUGGUAAGCAAAGCUUGACGGACAGCCUACACUGUUUCCAGGGUGUAGGAAACAUUGGGAAAUACUGACAAGAUCAGUGUGAUGAAGUAAAUAGUAUUCUCCAGCUGCUCUUUGUCUUACUUUGAAAACAUUACUUUUUAUGGCCACAGAUUUUCCAAUGGGAAACACUGAAUACAGUUCAGGACCAGCUUUAUCUAGGCUUCCACUGGUCCUAACUCCAAGAAACUAUUUGGCUCCUUGUGCUGUAACAGUGUUAGAAUUAAUUCUGGUUUCUGACAGAAAAUCACCCUGGAGUUAGUGCCUAAGGCUGCUAAUGUUAGUGCUGCAUUUUAGCAUCAGCAUUUUUGAUGCAUAAAUAACUGUUGCAUUAUGUCUCUAUCUAAUAUCCUUUCUCAAGUAUAGCAUUUGGGGCACAUUUAAUGGUAUUUGGUUAUUUAAAAAGUGCUCUGUCAGAGCAUACCACAGGUAUCUAGGUGGUGGAUGUAGUGUUGCUAUUUAUAUCAUAGUGCUCUACAAAUAUUAAUAACACUCUGCUUCAGAGUGAGCUAUAGCCAUAAACCUGUAAAACAACUCCCCACAGUUCAUCUUGAUAGUCUGUUGAAAUUGGACUGCUCUGACUAUACCCCCUUCAGGCUCACCGCCAGUCUCAUAUUUUAUCCUGAAAUUCCACAAGGAGACACUCAAAAUAAACACUGCACUAGCAAUUGCUUGAAUUAUACUUAAGGCAGUAGAGAGCAUUGGUUUCACUUUAGCCUCUCUGUGGCUUUCUUGAAAAUCCACAAAGUUUGACCUUCUGAAUACACUUUGCUCUUAUUUGUCUCCCCUGUUGACUGCAGUGGGAACUGAAUGAGUGCAGCUGAGAAGGGAAUGGGUAUAUCAUAGAUGCUAACCUGUUAUGACUAAAUUAUCCCUGUUAUGACUAAAUUAUCCCUGUAAGUCCCACGUUCCCCAGCCCCAGGAACUUUAUACAGUGCAUAUCUCCUCACUAGCUUGCUUUCAGCAAAAAUACAGCUAUUAGAUUCACUUUUGAGUUUUC
Molecule: messenger RNA, 16081 nt
Organism: Taeniopygia guttata (zebra finch)
Lineage: Eukaryota; Metazoa; Chordata; Aves; Passeriformes; Estrildidae
Source: RefSeq, a predicted model, not a curated record